AUGAGCUGCUGCUGCUCCCCUUGCUGCUCCCCUUGCUGCCAGCCAACUUGCUGUCAGACCACCUGUUAUAGGACCACCUGCUGCCAGCCCACCUGCUGUGGGUCCAGCUGCUGCCAGCCUUGCUGCCAUCCAUCCUGCUGUGGCUCCAGCUGCUGCCGGCCUUGCUGCUGCCCCAGUUGCUGCUACACAACCUGCUGCCGGCCAGCUUGCAGUGGCCCCGUGUACUGCUCGAGAACCUGCUACCAACCAACGUGCUGCUGUGUGCCCGGUUGCCUAGCCAAUAGCUGUGGAACCAGCUGCUGCCAGCCUUGCUGCCACAACACCUGCUGUGGGUCCAGCUGCUGCCAGCCUUGCUGCCGUCCAUCCUGUUGUGGGGCCUGCUGCUGCCAGCCUUGCUGCCAGCCUACCUGCUGUGGAACCAGCUGCUGCCAGCCUUGCUGCCGCCCAGUCUGCUGUCAGACCACCUGCUGUAGGACCACCUGCUGCCGCCCCAGCUGCUGCUGCAGCCCUUGCUGUGUUUCCAGCUGCUGCCGCCCUUCCUGGUGCUGA
Messenger RNA from Choloepus didactylus (southern two-toed sloth), 549 nucleotides. Its product is annotated as keratin-associated protein 9-8-like. Gene Ontology annotation, cellular component: keratin filament. Lineage: Eukaryota; Metazoa; Chordata; Mammalia; Pilosa; Megalonychidae. The coding region runs from base 1 to 549 and encodes 182 amino acids. The transcript has a single exon. The record is from RefSeq and is a predicted model, not a curated record.